Molecule: messenger RNA, 5521 nt
Organism: Elgaria multicarinata webbii
Lineage: Eukaryota; Metazoa; Chordata; Lepidosauria; Squamata; Anguidae
Gene: RETREG1
Product: reticulophagy regulator 1
Exons: 8
Coding region: 460-1587 (375 amino acids)
Biological process (GO): negative regulation of neuron apoptotic process; reticulophagy
Cellular component (GO): endoplasmic reticulum membrane
Source: RefSeq, a predicted model, not a curated record
ACACUGAUUUUGGGGUUGGAUCAUGUAUUAAACAAAAAAAGAUGAUAAAUGUAAGUUGUCAUUAGUUUCUUCCUACGGCUAACAAGCUGGAAGUCACAGAAAAGGGGAAGGGAAUUCUCUCGACUAGUCAGGCAAAUAAAGGUUAAUAACUGGGUAGUGGCUCCUUCUCACAUGACUAUAAAAGCGUUGGCUUCUGGACAGUGUUUGCUGCCUAACAGCCUGUCACCGUGUUUGGAAUAAGGUGUGACCUGUUUAUUCAUAGAAUUAGCCAAUCAAAAUAGUACUCUGUGAACUUCAUUCAAGACAAGCAGGCUCUUAGGAUGUGUGUAAAUAUACCCUGUACCACAGAGGCUUAACUGGAGCUUGCAUAGGAGACUCAUAGACUGGAUUUCUUCAAACUCAAAGGAAGAUUGACAAACUUUCCUUGGGCCUUGGAUUAACAGUUUUAAAGUUUUAGGUAUGUCAGGUGAUCAGGACCUUGGACAGAGUGAAAGGCAGCAGCAUGGCCCUGCAUACAGGAAUGAAGAAUACAGAAGAAACCCACAAGAGUGGGAAGUCAUUGAUUCUAAAUCUGAAUACAGAAUUAGAUUGAACCAAUGUUUUGAAGAAGCAAUGAUGAGUUUCUUCAUAUUUCUCCAAGAAAUGUCUCACUUUAAGGAUCAAAACCCUGGCAAGUUUUGCCUUCUGGUCUGCAGUGUGUGCACGUUCUUCACAAUCUUGGGAAGUUACAUUCCUGGAAUUGUACUCUCCUACCUUCUAUUACUAUGUGCCUUCUUAUGUCCACUCUUCAAAUGCAAUGAAUUUGGACAGAAGGUGUAUAACAACUUGAAGUCAUUUCUGCUGAAGCUGGACUUUGGUAUUCGGGACUAUAUCGACCAAAAAUUGAAAGAGAGAGCUGAAAUGAUAAAAACACAGCCAACAGAAGAAGACAGUGAACUAGACAUAUCAGCUCUGUGUCCUAAGGUUAGCCCAGCUGUUGUGGCCAAAGAGAUGUCUGUAUCAGAUACAGAUAUAUCAGAAGUGUCUUGGACUGACAAUGGGACUUUCAAUCUAUCUGAGGGAAACACUCCACAGACAGACACAUCUGAUGAUUUCGAUCGCCCAAGUGAUCAUGAGGAAGCUUUCGUGAGAGAUCUUACAGAAUUCCCAUCUGUAGAAAAUGUUGCAGGAACAAAUGAUGAGGAUGAUUCAAGCAUUGGCCUGCCAGUCCAGCAAGACAGAAAGAAGGACCAUCUUCUUACCUCAUCAAAUCAGGGUAGCAAGGAGGCUAAGGAGGGGCACUCUGCAGCAGGCCUCUCCUUGCCGUUGAUGAACGACCAGGCCUUCAACUUAGUGAGAGCCAUUGCUGGUGAUGUUGUAACAUCUGUGGUGUCAGCAGCUGUCAGAGACCAGUUGCAGUCCAUCCAAGCAGACCCAAAUUUAAACGAAGAGACAGACACAGAGGAAGGAGAUGAUUUUGAACUGCUUGACCAGUCGGAGCUUGAGCAGAUGGAAAGUGAACUGGAGCUUACCAAAGGCCAAGACGCAGAACCACAAGAAAAGAAGAAGUCCUCGGGCUUCCUCUCAAACCUGCUUGGGGGCCAUUAACGUGGAAACUGGAGCUACUUAAUCGUAUAGCAAAAACAAAAUAUAGACAACGUUAAAUGCAAAAAAGAAAAUAGGAAAAAAAGAAAAUGAUGAGCUGUAAGCUUUAUCUAUUAUUUUGAUGUGCUGUAACGUCCUUCAUGCAGAGUGAACUAACUUGUUAUAGAUCAGUUGAUGCUGGUAGUUUUGUUUCUGAUAGUGAUGCCAUAGAAAUGAAAAACCUGUCCCAUUAUUUUGUCUCAAAGGAAUUUAAGAGGCAAGAAUUUUAAAUAUAUAUAUUAAAAUUGCCAAAUGUAGCUCUCCUUUUGGCUGUAACCAAAUCCUUUUCACCUCCAGCCUGUUUACUCUGACUUUUCAAGCAUUUAGGCAGCAGUGCUUCAGGGAGAGAAAAUAUCAAGAGGAAUCAAGAAGCCAUCAUGACCUAGUUGCCAGAAUAUCUCAACCUCCAGAGUAAACAAGGAUCUGGACACUUGUGCAAGUAUCUCCAAUGUAUGAAUCCAGACAUCACCAAAAUGGAUUAUCAUCCUUAGUGUUGCCUCUCUGAAUUUUCAGCUAUUCUUAUGGAUAGGGAGAGGAAUGCAUUCUAAAUUCUGCCCAUUCUCCUGGGUCUUGAAGCCUGACAAAACAGCAUGAUUUCAUGCUUCUACAUGCCAUCUGGAACCUUGUACUAGGCCCACAGAACAAGACAAAAACAUUGUUUGAGAUUAUAUAUGCCAUCUAUAUGUAGCAUGUUAUAUGCAGUGUGGGGUUGGAUUUGGGGGGUGGAGGAAAUAGGGGGGAAAUAACUAUUGAAAUUGAGUGGCAGUCUCUUUACCUCCAGUUUCGUCAGUGUUGUGUCCUUUUGUUAAGUUUUGCAAGAACUACAGCUGAAGAAGAGAUGCAGAAUAUUCCUGGCAUAUAAGUAGAAGAUAUUGCCAUAAAACACUCCCUAAUUUUAGCACCUUGUAUAUUCUGUGGCUGACUUUGGGUCAUCUUUAACAUAACUUUUCUUCUAAGCUUUGUGAUUUUGGUUUACCUUUAAAAUUGAUGGAAACAGGCAGUGCCUUAACAAGGUAAGCCAAAGUUUAAUGGAAGAAAUACCACUAGUUUUAAUAUAUGGUAUAAAAAGCCAGCAGAAAGGGGGACCAUAUCCGCUGUUUUGACUAAUCACAAACUGUUACAAUAUUUUAACUGGCAUUCUAUUGAGUAGAAAUUGCUAUUUUAUGGCCCUUCAAAAAGACAGCCUCAGUUUAUAGGGUGGUUCUCUUCUGCCAUAGCUGCCAUGUUCAUUAGGCAACAUGUAUAGUGAAUACUACUGCACAGCAUACUAACUAUAGAAAAACUUUAUGCUAGAAGCUCAGUGUCAAUUCUUUUCAUCCCUCUUUCCCCAUCCAAGGUGAUUAAUGAGACCCCAUAAAAAGAAGACCAAACUACCCAGCGUCAGCUCUCACUCCAAAGUAGCUUGGUCAACUGUCUCCAUACCUUUUAGCAGGAGGAUAACGUUAUCACACAUCAGUUGCUGAAGUGUGGUAAAAUCAUUGUUUGCAACCACCCAGAGUGGAAAAAGAAUCUGGGGAUUUUCAAAAUAUUACAGACUCAGAUGGACACCUGCUUAUUAUUGAUUGUGCUUGUGUCACUGUAAUGCAUAUCAACCCUAUUUUCUAUUGGUCAAGCUGGUGCCUUUAUUCUUUAGCCUAGACUCACAUGGGUAAAAGUGGAUUCAGACCCUGCAAAUAGAUGAGACAUCGGCAUGAUCCUAAGUAUGUUUACUUUGAAGGAAGUCCCACUGAGUUCAAUAGGACUUAUUCCCUAGUAAAUGUGUUUAGGAUCACAGCCUGUUUCAGCAAAACUAAUGCUUAAUAUAAGAUUCUGACAGUUAUUACUAAACAAAUGCCCCUAUAAAUAUUAUACUAGAUUUCUCAGGUUUUUAUGUAGUUUAGCUUUGAUACUAUUGGGCAGUUCCAUCGUUUUAAAACCUUAUUGAUGAACAAAUAAAGGAAUAGGGGGAAACACUUCCACCUUACAGAGUACAACUCUUGCUUCUUAAAUGGAGGUAUGCAAAGGAGAAGCUCAUACCCAUUAGUAAGCUUGUGCUACCUUUUCGUGAAGGUACAGAUAAUGCAGCCUUAUCCAUUAUAUGGAUAAGGCCGUAAUUCUAAACAUGCUUACUUGGGAGUAAAUCCCACUGAAUUCAGAUUAGCUUCCAAGUAAGCAUGGAUUGGAUUGCACUGUUAAAAUGUUAAGGCUACUUGAAGGGAGAGCAGGAAGGGGUUAGAAGAAGAUCUGUGAGUAAACUGGUGGAGCAUCUUCCCAGCUCAUACCAGUCGUGUUGUAAAUUGUAACUGUGUGCACUUUAUUGUUUUAUUUAAAGAAAUGAUUCAGGGAUUUCCAAAUAUCGGAUACAGCGGUACUCUUCUAGGGAACGAAGUUCCAUUCAUCACUGAAAGCAGCUGGAAGGCCUGCUUGAGACUUCUUGUAAACAAUUCUCUUUCUGGUAUCAAGAUAAAAAAAAAAGUAUAACACUAAUAAAGCCCCAAUUCUGAAAAUAUUUGUGUAGCUGCACUAAUUUCCCAUCACCCUCACCUCCAGUAUUUUACACAGGAAAAAAAGUUGUGUUGGAUUGGAGACGUGAGAUCUCACUUUGACUUUUAAAAACUCUAAAUGUACAGGCUGGGAUCCAACGUUCUACGUACAACACACCUGAGGACUUGGCUAUGUCCACUGUAAUAGAAAAAAGUGGCUAGCUGGGAAAUGCUAGGAGUUACAGGACUUAUUCUGUCUAAAAAUGCAUAAGAUUGCACCUUAAAAGACUACUUUACUUUAAAAAAUAUGGAGUGAUCCAUAAGAAAUUGGUCAUGGCUAACGUUUAGUUCAAAAUGCAUAACCACCAUGACUUACCAUGUCAUCGGAACAGGCUCAAUGAAUUGUAAUUACCUGUGGCAUGCAAGGAGUUGCCGUCACAAAAAUCCACCACCUAGGUACUUCCUGUACAAUCUUCACUACAGCAAUUGCUUUUAUAAACUGACAGGUUACUUAACCCUUCCCAGUUUAGACUCAAGUUUUCUUACAACUCAAAAUUGUAGUGUAAGAAUUCUCCUCAGCCCCUCACAGAAGAGCUAAUUAAAGGUUAAGGCUGAACUCCUAAGUGUACUUGUUAGGAAGUAAGUAUCUUCGUAUGCAGUCAAACUUUCUUCUGAGUGAACAAGAGACUGAAAUCCUAGGCAUACAUACUUGAAAAUAAAUUGCAUUUAAAUCAGUGGGAUUUGUUUGGAAAUCAACAUGGAUAGAAUUGGGUUUAGAUGCUUAUUAGCUUGUAGUGCCUGUUUUAAGAAAAACACCACCACAGACUGGGAUUUAUUUCUAACAAGUGAAAGGCAGAGAAUGGCAGUGUUCAAAUUAUCUUUGGAUGACCCCUCCUAACUUCUUACCUAUUUUACAUCUUUAUCUCUCUUACAAAUGUUUCUGUAUAUCUCUUUCAGUGAAAGUACAGGGACAUACAAUAUCAUGCAAUACACUUUUUGUAUUGUGUGACCAAAUACACUUUUUAAAGUAAUGUAAGAGUACUGGUUUGGGGGCUAGUAUUUGAUGAUAACAUAAUCACUUGUAAGAUGGCUUACACAAGUGAGGUAUAUCACCAAUAUUAAAGCUGAGGUUGUGUGUGUGUAGCAAUCUUAUGGAAGUACAUUUGGUCACACAAGUGCUCUUUGGCAUCACAGUACUUAUAAGCAUUGAUAAUAAUUCUAAUAAUUCUAAUGCUUAGUCGUGUCAAUACUGCGGACAGAAGUUAACAUCAAAUUAUUGGCGCCCCCUCUAACCUCUCCUAUACUUGCUACUAUCUAAUUACUCACUCCGAACCCUUAGGAUGUGCUUUAAAUUCAGCCCACAAAUAUUUGAGGCUGAUGUGUACGCAGAAUUAGUAUUUUCUUUCUUCCACUCCAAACUUCCCAAACGUUAGUGG